Oncorhynchus tshawytscha (Chinook salmon) is the source of this 1806-nucleotide messenger RNA. RefSeq names its product ST3 beta-galactoside alpha-2,3-sialyltransferase 7 (gene st3gal7). Gene Ontology annotation, molecular function: lactosylceramide alpha-2,3-sialyltransferase activity. The transcript has 8 exons. The record is from RefSeq and is a predicted model, not a curated record. Bases 218 to 1408 code for a protein of 396 amino acids. Lineage: Eukaryota; Metazoa; Chordata; Actinopteri; Salmoniformes; Salmonidae.
CCUUAAUCUUAACGUUUACCACAAGUAGUACAAACGCAAAACUGACCUUAGAUCAGCGGUUAGGGACAUCUUCAGUUAAGUGUGGCAGCCAUUUUAGCUGAUUAUAGUAAUUUGCUUGUUCGUCACCAGAGCAUGGAGGACAGAAGAAGAACACCACAGACGACUGCUGUCUACAGACUUUCUCUAACAUCUCUGAGCCCCUAGUCUUUAGGUCAGCAUGGUGACUCUGAAACACCUUAGUGUGGAGGACCCAGAUGACUACAGCUCUCCUCCGGUGCCUGAUGCUGACUUCACUGAGAAAACAGCUGUUACAGUUACACACAGGAGACCUACACCUGACACCAGGGAGAUGCUACUCAGCAGGACUAACAACCUAGCCUUGAGUCUAGUGCUGCUGGUGGGAUGCUACUCUGCUAUCCUGGUCCCUGCUCUUAUACCUUCAGACCCUCUGUCAGGGGCUAACGACAAUCAACACACUGACAUGGUAUUACUAAACCGCUCUGCCUCCCUGCUUGUGCAGCCCUGCCAUCCGGGCUGGUGUGUGUCUCGUCUCCUCUCUCUGGACUCCUCCUCAGACCUCCAGAACAUCCCUGUGUUCCUCCAGUCGGGGAUUGCAGCAGACAGGCCUAUUCCCUGGGACUUGGCUCCUCCCCUGGGCCUCCAGGGCUGUGACGAGAGGGUGGCUAGGGCCCUGUCCUCUCUAACUCAUCCAGGCCUGCCCCCAUCCCUGGAGGGGAGAGGUAGGGGUGGGGGCUGUAGGAGGUGUGUGGUGGUGGGCAGUGGAGGGGUGCUACAUGGCAGCCACCUGGGAUCCCAUAUUGACCAGUAUGAUGUCAUCAUCAGGAUGAACAAUGCCCCAGUGUCAGGGUUUGAGAGGGACGCAGGCUCCAGGACCACUGUCCGUUUGAUGUACCCAGAGGGAGCUCCCCUUUCCCCCAGCGAGUACAGACACACCUCCCUGGUUACCCUGGUGGUCUACAAGUGCCUGGACCUGGACUGGCUCACCUCUGUCAUCACCAAACAGCCUCUGAGCUGGUGGUCCAAGCUGUGGUUCUGGAGAGACAUAGUGGAGAACAUUCCUCUGAAGCCGAAGAACAUCCAGAUACUCAACCCAGUGAUCAUGCACAAGACAGGCAUAGCACUGCAGAGAUACACACAGCAACAGAGGAAGUUAGUUCCUACGUUAGGUGCCAGUGCGGUGGUGAUGGCCCUACAGCUGUGUGAUGAGGUGAGCCUGGCAGGGUUUGGUUAUGACCUGCAGCAUCCCGGUGCCAGACUACACUACUAUGAGAGUCUAAGUAUGGACGCCAUCAAGGCCCAGGUAGUACAUGAUGUGAGCGCUGAGAAGCUCUUCCUCAGAGAGCUAGUGGCUGCAGGUGUCUUGACUGACCUCACAGGGGCGCUGUGACAAAGAGACAGUACCAGGGAUGGACCCUGUUCUACCAGUUGUGGUUGGAGGUUAACUGCGUUGCUCAAGGACAGAACGGCAGAUUUUUCCACCUUGCCGGCUCGGGGAACCAGCGGCCUUUCUUAACAACCCCUGGUUCCUUUUCCUAGCAUGAUGAUUCAACCAAUCAAGGCUUAGUUGAAAAAUGUACUAUUAUUAUAUACUAUAUUAUGCACUAUAAAAAUGUAUGCGCCCAUUACUGUAAGUCGCUUUGGAUAAAGGUGUCUGCUAAAUGUCAUAUGUAAUUAUUAUAUAUUAAAUGCCCAAAGCAGCCGUUUGUAUAUCGAUAUCAAAUAAUUUCUGGGUAACAGUUAAGUACCUUACUGUAAUAGAUUUAAAUAAAAAUAUGCCCAAAAAUC